UCCGGUUAAUUAUUAGCAAAAAAAAAAGGCAAAGGAAAAUGACAACAAAAAAGAAAGAGUCUAGCAGCGAGCCAGUGUUUGAUCUUGAACAGCAGUUUAUAUUGCGAUUACCUCCAGGUCCUGCAAUGGCACUAAGACAGGAUAUCCAGUCCUCCUCUAACACACUGAAAGACAGACUGAGCAUUGAAACACAGCCAGAUUUAAGGCACGCAAAUGUCAGAUAUGGAAAUCAAAUUUUCCAUGGAAAGCUUGUUGAUUUACCAAGCAUUGUUGAAACUCUGAAAACCGUGGACAUGAAGACCUUUUACAAAACAGCUGAUGUCUGUCAGAUGUUAAUAUGCAAAUCUGAUGAGGAAAUGAGUCAAGAUGAAAAUGAAAGUCCAAAGAAAAAAGAGAAAGACAAAAAACAUCUCUGGAACCAUGGCAUAACCAGACCUUUAAAGAAUGUUCGAAAAAGGAGAUUUAGGAAAACUCUCAAGAAAAAGUACAUGGAACAACCAGACAUAGAGAAAGAAGUAAAGCGUUUGUUCCGCACUGAUGCUGAUGCAAUUGACGUGAAAUGGGAGGUGAUUACAGAGGAGGAAAAACCGGAAUCCUCUGGACAGACGUCAGUGGUCAAUAAAUCGGGAGGAUCCAGCUUAAAGAGGGCAGAUACAUCCACUAGUCUGGAUAAUUAUGCUAUAUUUGGGGACCUGAGCAGCUCUGACGAGGAGGAGGAGAAGGAUAUUAAUGUAAUGGACAGUGGUGAGGACGACAUGUCUCGCCUCUCCUUCUCCCAGCACCAGAUGAGCUUCGAUGGCAUGGACUCCUCCAAUGCUGAGGCACAGGAUGUCAUGACCGAUGCUGAAAAUGCUGAACUACAAGGUAAGCUGAAUGAACUUAAAAGACAAGUAGCAGAAAUACGUCUCAGACGGGCUUCACAAGAACAGAGUGAAUCCAGCAUUACAGACCCAGAACAGAAGGAAAAAGCUCAAGCUAUGCUAAAGAAAAUUAUUCAAGAAGAAAGUGAAAAGCUUCAAGAGUAUGAAAUACUGUCUUCAAUGUUGUCUCAGUCCUGAGAAAAGAUGGCAGCCAUAAGUAACCAUGGAAACAGGAAGCUACCCUCCAAAAGAGAGUGAAGAGUUGCACCAUCUGAGACAGUGACAAAGGGAAUUUGGACAACAAAUCUUCUAUUAAUAGGAUGACAUGUGAUAAUCCCAAGGGAUAAAAAAACUGAAAACAUUUUGUCAGGAAGAGCAAAACAUUAUGUUUUGAUAUGUAUGCUUCGAUGACAAAAAUGUUUAUAUUAAAUAAAAUUUAUGUAAUAAGUAUCUACAUGUACACAUAAUUCCUGAGUUCAUUUUUAAUGAAGAGAUAUAUACAUUAGGGAAUUGUAAAUGUCUUAAAAUUGUCAUUAUUUAAAAUAGGUAGAUGCAUUUGUUAAGUAUGUUAUACAUUGUUACAUUAGAUGCCCUAGCUAAGACUCAGAGUUGUAACCAGUAAUUUUGUACAUCAGCGUAACAUCAGUUGAUCUGAUAUUUUUUUUUUAUGUGUUUCAGUAUUUUGAUGUAUGAAAUGUUGUUGUAAAAUAAAGCGAUCCU
Saccostrea cuccullata (small rock oyster) is the source of this 1580-nucleotide messenger RNA. Its product is annotated as transcription initiation factor TFIID subunit 7-like. Lineage: Eukaryota; Metazoa; Mollusca; Bivalvia; Ostreida; Ostreidae. Bases 39 to 1058 code for a protein of 339 amino acids. Gene Ontology annotation, molecular function: RNA polymerase II general transcription initiation factor activity. The record is from RefSeq and is a predicted model, not a curated record. Gene Ontology annotation, cellular component: transcription factor TFIID complex. Gene Ontology annotation, biological process: RNA polymerase II preinitiation complex assembly; transcription initiation at RNA polymerase II promoter. The transcript is spliced from 10 exons.